AUGUUAUGUGACUUCCUUAUUCACAUUGAAGUUGGAUACUUAAUACUAAGAAUAUUGGUAGAAUGUGAUGCGGAAAAGAGAAUCGAUUCCUCGUCGUCGUCAUCAAAAAAGAGAAAAUCUGAGGGAGAAUCAUCUGAUGAUGAUAAUACUGGUCGAAGCAAUCGGCAACCUGAUAAUUUAGGCAAACAAGAGAUAUACAUAAUAAUUCUGAUCGAGGUCGAUGUACUAGCUUGGUUUAACGGACUGAUGGAAGGGGGUGUCAUCCGUAGACAUAAAAUUUCCUAUCUAGGGGAACUAAUGCAUGACAACGAUGAUGUUGAAGAUUGCUCAUUAGUCGCGAAAUACUCCCAUACGUUUUGGAGAUCAAGCAGAAAAAACACCAAUCCGGCUAGACAAAGGCCAGCUUUUGGAUUACGUACGCAUACCGGUUCAGCAGCAGCAUUGCGUCAAUACUUUGUCGUGUUCUUUCGGAUUCACGAUUUUUUUACGUCCUGA
Messenger RNA from Funneliformis geosporum, 495 nucleotides. Lineage: Eukaryota; Fungi; Glomeromycota; Glomeromycetes; Glomerales; Glomeraceae. The record is from the annotation of a GenBank genome assembly.